Gigantopelta aegis is the source of this 1659-nucleotide messenger RNA. RefSeq names its product 2-oxoisovalerate dehydrogenase subunit beta, mitochondrial-like. Lineage: Eukaryota; Metazoa; Mollusca; Gastropoda; Neomphalida; Peltospiridae. The coding region runs from base 4 to 1017 and encodes 337 amino acids. The transcript is spliced from 8 exons. Gene Ontology annotation, biological process: response to nutrient; branched-chain amino acid catabolic process. The record is from RefSeq and is a predicted model, not a curated record. Gene Ontology annotation, molecular function: catalytic activity.
UUGAUGAUUUGCACAAGUCUGACAAGGGCAGCUAAGAAAAUACUUGUCCAGCAAUUUAAGUCGAAAUAUUUUUCGGUGACAUGUUCAAGAACGACGUCAUCGUUUACAUACGUUCCAGACACAGCGUCUCCAGAACAUGGGGAGACAACUCGUAUGAACCUUUUCCAGUCUGUUACAAGUGCUCUUGAUAUUUCCCUGGCAAAUGACCCUUCAGCUGUUAUAUUUGGUGAAGAUGUGGCCUUUGGUGGAGUAUUCAGAUGUACAGUUGGACUGAAGGACAAAUAUGGAAACGAACGUGUAUUUAACAGUCCACUAAGUGAACAAGGAAUUGUUGCAUUUGGUAUCGGUUUAGCAGCCGCAGGCUCUACAGCAAUAGCAGAAAUUCAGUUUGCUGAUUAUAUAUUCCCGGCAUUUGAUCAGAUACGGAAUGAGGCUGCUAUGUUCCGCUUCCGAUCAGGGAAUCUGUUUGACGUGGGCAAGCUGACUAUCCGAUCACCCUGUGGUGCGGUGGGCCACGGCGCCCUCUAUCACUCGCAGAUGGUGGAGGCUUUCUUCGCUCACAUGCCAGGCAUCAAGGUUGUCAUUCCGCGAGGUCCGAUAGAAGCCAAGGGUCUGCUGUUGAGUUGUAUAAGAGAUGACAACCCGUGCAUAUUCUUCGAACCGAAGAUCCUCUACAGAGCGGCUAUUGAGGAGGUGCCUACUGGAGACUACUCAAUACCACUGUCUGAGGCCGAGGUCUUGAUAGAAGCGAGGCAUUUAAUUGUGAGGAAAUUGUGUUUGUAUUUUCAGUCGGUCAGUAAAACUGGGAAGGUGGUGAUAGCUCACGAAGCUCCAUUAACAAUGGGAUUUUCUGCCGAGAUGGCCGCGGUCAUUCAGAACGAGUGUUUCUUGAAUCUCGAGGCUCCAAUCCAGCGUGUGUGUGGGUACGACACGCCCUUCUCAUGCGUUCACGAACCGUUCUUCCUGCCAGACAAAUGGAGAUGUUUUGAAGCUGUUAAGAAACUUGUUAGUUUUUGAUGCAGCUGUAUGAUGUGUUCCUGUGUAUUGUUGAGAAUGUCAGGAGGUUUAUUUCUCGGGUAGGAACUCUGAUAGUGUUUAAUUAGAUCAGAAAUUGUGGAAACCUGAUCAUGAAUAUUAACUUUACUGUACUUGUUACCUCCACAUAGUUACAGUAUGACAACACUACUGCAGUAGUUUUCAUUACCCUUUAAAGGAUGAUUUGAUUAUAUGUGUGGGUUUUUUAAAGUUUCUUUUUUCUUUGAAAGGAGUUGGUUUUUUCCUUUCUAUGAUAGUAUUUAAUUAGGGCAGAUGGUUGCAGAAAUAGAAUCAUGAAUAUUACUGUUACUGUACAUGUGACAUCCACAUGGUUACAGUAUAACAAAACUGCGGCAGUAGCUUUCAUUAGCAUUUACAGGAUGAUUUAAUCUGAUUUGAACUUUUUUCUCUGGGAUAUAUUCUGAUAGUAUUUAGAUUGGAUAAUUACAGAAAUAUGAUCAUGGAUAGUAGUGCUACAGUUGAAAUGGUGUCCAUAUGGAUACAGUAUGACCAAUGCUACUGCAGUAGGCCUCAUUGUACUUUUCAGGUGAUUUUAUCUAAGCAUGGGUCUUUGAAAAUAGCUUUAUUUCUCUGGUAUGAACUGCAAUAAAAUAUUUAAUUAGA